This is a messenger RNA of Lepisosteus oculatus (spotted gar), 1325 nucleotides long. RefSeq names its product transmembrane 4 L six family member 21b (gene tm4sf21b). The record is from RefSeq and is a predicted model, not a curated record. Lineage: Eukaryota; Metazoa; Chordata; Actinopteri; Semionotiformes; Lepisosteidae. Gene Ontology annotation, cellular component: membrane.
UCACUCCCUGCCUCACUGGCAGCAGGAGAGCGAGCUGCAUCUGGGACGGCAGGGGCGCCGCACUUUCUGACAUUCUCCACCGCAGCGGGGCCCGAGAGAGGGGCCGAACUAUCUGGGGUCCCAACCUGCGCGACGCCGACACUCCUCCAGCACUCCACCCCAACACCCCGCUGCCUUGCGCCUCCGAACUGUUCGAGUGACAGCGCCCCGUUCCGGUGGGGUUUUUUUGCCGCGGGCUGUUCGCGGGAGGUCUCCUCGCUCGCCAUGUGUACGGGCAAGUGCGCCAAGUGCAUCGGGGGCACCCUGUACCCCCUGGCCGCCAUCUGCCUCAUCUGCAACAUCAUCCUCUUCUUCCCUGGCUGGUCGACUGAAUAUGUGCAGGGCAAAGAGCACGAAAACGAAAGUCUGAUCACCAACGAAGUCAAAUACAUGGGUGGGCUGAUUGGCGGGGGCAUCAUGGUGCUGAUUCCUGCCAUUCACAUUCAUGCCACUGGGAAACGGGGUUGCUGUGGCAACCGCUGUGGGAUGUUCCUGUCCAUUGCGUUCGCCACCCUGGGGGUCAUCGGCUCCCUCUACAGCUUUGUGACGGCCACGUUGGGCCUGGUGAAUGGCCCCUUGUGUGAGUACACAGAGAAGGGCCUGUUGGUCUGGGGCACCCCCUUCAAAUCAGCAGACGGGGAAUUCAACAACGAGAGCUACCUCUUCAACAAGGAGCUCUGGAAGGAGUGCGUGCAACCAAAAGGCGUGGUGGAGUUCAACGUCAUCCUCUUCUCCCUGAUCCUGGCGGCCAGCGGGAUCGAGAUGGUGCUGUGCCUCAUCCAGAUGAUCAAUGGCUUGUUCGGCUGUCUGUGCGGCACCUGCGGUGAAAAGGGGCCAGUCUAAGCCUGACCGUGGUCAACUGUGGUCAGUUGUGUAGAGGGAGACUGACCUAUCCAGAGGCCAGAGUGAUUCCUAUCAAGCCAAGCGUGGAUGGAUGAUUAUGGAGCACAUACACACUCAGACUGACGAUGUACCUGAUGCAGUCCACCUGUUUUACUCGCUGUAGAAACUGGCAGCUCCAUUCUCAAGCAGAAGUCACAUUCUUGUUUUUGUAUGUGUCCCAACUUUACAUGCAGGUCGAACUUGAUGGACUUUAUGUACAGAGUUCGAGGUUCUUAGAUGCAAUGAAAUUAAUUUUAAUACUAUAGUGUUUUAAAAAAAUAGUUGUAUUUUUUUUACUACAUUGUAUUUUACUGCCCUCCUUUUCUUGAAAAUCGACAUAACUCUGUUAAGCAGCUUAUAAAAGUCCUUAAUGUUCACAAUAAAAACAUGUUUCUUUCCAGUGA